Molecule: messenger RNA, 1188 nt
Organism: Myripristis murdjan (pinecone soldierfish)
Lineage: Eukaryota; Metazoa; Chordata; Actinopteri; Holocentriformes; Holocentridae
Gene: nmbr
Product: neuromedin B receptor
Exons: 5
Coding region: 1-1188 (395 amino acids)
Biological process (GO): bombesin receptor signaling pathway
Cellular component (GO): plasma membrane
Molecular function (GO): bombesin receptor activity
Source: RefSeq, a predicted model, not a curated record
AUGGACGACGAGGUCCUUUCCAACUUGUCUCCGGCUCUGGCUGGAGACUCCGGGGCUUUCUACCCCAACGCCACGGACGACCCCGGCGGGUGGGUGUCGUCGGACAGCGGGGAUUCGGUGCACUUCGCCGUGCGCUGCGUCAUGACCUCGGUGUACAUCCUGAUCAUCACCGUGGGUCUGCUGGGCAACAUCACGCUGGUGAAGAUCUUCAUCACCAACAGCGCCAUGCGGAGCGUUCCCAACAUCUUCAUCUCCAGCCUGGCGGCCGGAGACCUGCUGCUGCUGGUCACCUGCGUGCCCGUGGACGCCUUCCGCUACUUCUCGGAGGAGUGGGUGUUCGGCGAGGCGGCGUGCAAGCUCAUCCCCGUCAUCCAGCUCACCUCGGUCGGAGUGUCUGUGUUUACGCUCACGGCGCUCAGCGCAGACAGGUAUAAGGCCAUAGUGAACCCCAUGGACAUCCAGACGUCCAGCGCCGUGUUCUGGACGUGUCUGAAGGCGGUUUCCAUCUGGCUGGUGUCCGUCCUGCUGGCUGUACCCGAGGCCAUUUUCUCACAAGUCGUCUCCAUGCAGGGCCACAGGGACAACACCAACGUGACCUUCGUCAACUGCGUCCCUUACCCGUUGUCCAAUCAGAUGCAUCCCAAGAUCCACUCAGUGAUGAUCUUCCUGGUCUACUUCCUGAUCCCUCUGGCCAUCAUCUCGGUGUAUUACUACCACAUCGCCCGGACGCUCAUCAAGAGCGCGCACGACAUGCCGGGGGAGGUCAGCGAGCACUCCAAGAGACAGAUGGAGACGAGGAAGCGCCUGGCCAAGAUCGUGCUGGUGUUCGUCGGCCUGUUCGCCCUGUGCUGGUUCCCCAACCACGUGCUCUACAUGUACCGCUCCUUCCACUACCACCAGAUGGACCUGUCGCUGGCCCACCUCGUCAUCACGCUGCUCGCCCGGGUGCUCAGCUUCUCCUCGUCCUGCGUCAACCCCUUCGCCCUCUACCUGCUCAGCGAGAGCUUCCGCAGGCACUUCAACAGCCAGCUCCGGUGUGGACGAGGCCCUCGCCCCGAGCGCCAGGCCAGCUACCUGCAGAGCACCUCCCACAUCCGCCUCACCUCCAUCAAGAAGACCACGCCCACCGCCGUCGCCGCUCUUCCCGCCGCCAACGGCAACUCCAGCAGACAGGAAGUGGCUCUGUGA